AUGGGAACCUGCGCUCCAAUCUGGCACGUAAUAAAUGAGGCCGACAAGAUGACUGAUUUUCUGACAAUCCUCGCUCUCGGCUACUUCAUGCCAGGCAGCUUAUUGAUGCACGCCGGACAGGAGGUCCUCCAGGUAGGUAGGGCCGAGACUUUUUCUGGUAUCGCAAUUAUGGAUAAAAUUCUUGCAAAUUCAAAGCAGAUACCUGCCAGUGCUUCAAAUUUUGGCGGGAGCCCUCGUAAGAUCGGUUUGACUUAG
Molecule: messenger RNA, 255 nt
Organism: Protopolystoma xenopodis
Lineage: Eukaryota; Metazoa; Platyhelminthes; Monogenea; Polystomatidea; Polystomatidae
Source: the annotation of a GenBank genome assembly